Lactuca sativa (garden lettuce) is the source of this 1473-nucleotide messenger RNA. RefSeq lists its product as uncharacterized. NCBI's taxonomy places the organism in Eukaryota, Viridiplantae, Streptophyta, Magnoliopsida, Asterales, Asteraceae. The record is from RefSeq and is a predicted model, not a curated record.
AUGAGCAAGAAAAGAACCAUCAAUUCAUUUUUCAAACGAGUAGAAGAUGUGUGUGAUCCACAAUUGCAUCCGGUUAGUGAUAAUACUAAAGAAGAUGUUCAUAAUGCACCCCCACAAUCUGAUAAGAAUUGUAACAUUAAAGAGCCCAAUAGUAUUGAAACCGAAAAAAUUGAUAUGUCAGACUUAGGAGAGGUGAAAUUCGAUUCUUUGAUUCGUGAUCCAGGAGAACGACCGUCAAUCUUAAGUUAUACAAAGUUCCUUGCUUCUUAUAACAAGCCUGUUGCUAAUGUUGUACUAGAAAAUGCUCCUCAAAAUGCAAAGUCCACAUCACCUGAUAUCCAAAAAGAAAUACUAUGUGUUUUAGAUACAAAUGUACAAAAAGAAAUUCGUGAUGAAAUCAGGAUGUCAAAGUUUUGUUUAAUAGUUGACGAGUCUCAAGAUGAAUCUAAGAAAGAGCAAAUGGCUAUUGUUGUCAGAUUUGUCGACGAAGAUGGGAAUGUCAAAGAAAGAUUUUUGGACUUAGUUCAUGUUAAAGAUAAAACUUCAUUGACCUUGAAAAAUGAGAUAUUAUCUUAUUUAUCUUAUCAUAAACUUAGUGUUCAAGACAUUCGAGGUCAAGGAUAUGAUGGGGAUAGUAACAUGUGUGGAGAAUGGAAUGGGUUGAAAGCUUUAUUAUUAAAGGAAUGUUCGUAUGCUUAUUAUAUACCUUGUUUUGCCCAUCAACUGCAAUUGGCUCUAGUUGUUUCGUCUAAAGAUGUGUUCGAGGUACAUAACUUCUUUGAGACUUUAAACUUUGUAGUUAAUGUCAUAUAUUCUUCCUCCAAACGUAAUGAUCAACUGCAAGAUGCUCAAAUUGUUGAAAUUUCUCAUUUAGUCGAGGUUGGAGAGCUUGAGAGUGGAAAAGGCACAAAUCAAAUACAAACACUGCAAAGGCCUAGAGAUACUAGGUGGAGUUCUCAUUUCAAAUCAAUAUGUAGUUGGAUGAGAUUGUUUGGUCCAUCUUGUGCAGUAUUGCAUGACAUUGCUAUAAAAGGUUCUACAUCUUGUCAAAGAGGCGAUGCAGAAUAUGCACUUACACAUGCACUAUCAUUCGAUUUUAUCAUUGUUAUGCACAUGAUGAAAGAUCUGAUGGGGAUAAUUUACAAGCUUUGCCAAAGUUUACAACAAGAACCUAUAGAUAUUGUUAAUGCUCUUGCCUUGGUUUCUACAACAAAAGUAUUGAUUCAACAGUUGAUAGAUGAAGUUUGGCAAUCUCGUUUGGAUCAAGUGGUUUGUUUUUGUGAGAAAAAUAGCAUUCCUGUCCAUAAUAUGAAUGAAAAUAAUAGAUAUGUAAUUCACCAACGUUGUGAAAAAGACAAUAUAACCACAGAGCACCACUACCAAGUUGAACUAUUCAUUGUUGCUAUUGAUAGUCAAUUGCAAGAGUUGAAUUAUAGAUUUAAUGAGUCUGCAACAGAGCUUCUUCGUCUGUAG